This is a messenger RNA of Drosophila pseudoobscura, 990 nucleotides long. RefSeq lists its product as uncharacterized. NCBI's taxonomy places the organism in Eukaryota, Metazoa, Arthropoda, Insecta, Diptera, Drosophilidae. The transcript has 2 exons. Bases 67 to 882 code for a protein of 271 amino acids. The record is from RefSeq and is a predicted model, not a curated record.
UGUCCGAUUCGGAGCGUGGCGUUUCAGUGUUGUGCGUGUGUUCGUGGCCAGUGGACAGCCGGGGAGAUGAACUCACGCGACCGGCAAUUCUGGACCGAGUUCCUGCUGCUCUACCGAUCGCUGCCGGCCGUCUGGAAGGUCCGGAGUCCGCAGUACAGCAGCCGGGCGAUGAAGAGCGCCGGCUACGAGCAGCUGGUGGGGAAGCUGCGCGAGGUGGAGCCGCACGCCAACCGCUCGCUGGUGGUCAAGAAGAUCAACUCGUUCCGCACCAACUUCCGGCGGGAUCAGCGCAAGCGCGAGCAGUGCUCCGAGGAGGGGCUGCCCUUCGAGUCCACGUUGUGGUACUUCGAUCUGCUGGGCUUUCUCGAGGGCCAGGAUGAGGCCCCCCCGCCCGUGCGGGGGCCAGGCGGCGACAGUAGUGCCGGGGGGGAGGCAGCCACCGAGUUGGACGGCGAAGAGAUCUUCUAUCCCGCCUACGAAAUAUCAUCGCCCAAAAGGUGUCGCCCGACCAUUAAAGAGGAAUCGCUGCCGUCUCCCGACUCCUGCCCCUCGCCCCCCGCCACCCAGUACUCCUCCCCCUCCGCCUAUCAGCAGCUGCCGGAGCGCAGAACGCACCCAAUCGGCACGGAGGCGCUGGCUCACACGUGGAGCAGCCAGUUCCAGGAGCUCUCCCAGCGCCAGCGGAUACUCGCCCGAAAGCUGAUCUCGGACAUCCUCUACUACGGCUGCAUGGAGCAACUGGAGCCCAGUCAUGUCGACCAGCUCCAGCAGAUGAUGGUGCGCCAAAGCUCAAGCUCCAAGGCCCUGCCGCAAGUCGGCAACGUUUCGGCAUCGACGGAUUCGGGGCAGGUCCAACCCCCCACCACGGAGGGAGACAUUUGAAAAGCUCCGCCAAAGGCACACCCCCAUAAAUAUCGUUUUAGUUAGCCAAUGAAACCCUUAAAAACUCUAAAUUUAUUUUCUAAAUUUUCCAAAAAAUAUAUAAAUAAU